AUGACAACAAUCGCAUGGGCUCAGGGUGCCGCACGCGCAGUCUCGGAGAGCUUGGGGAAUGACUUUGGACCUACACCGCAGGAAAACGUGGAUGCCUUGCGGGACGCUGCAGCUCGCCUGUCGGACACACCAUCGCCUGAUGCCGAGCUCUGUCUGAAGUUAGACAAACUCAUCCAGCUGGCACACAAGGAAAUGGCAGUGUCCUCGAGUGCAGCACAGAUUGGAUGGCGGAGGCUGUAUACUGACGCCUGCAUCCUACGGUCUUUAGCAGACAUAUAUAGCCUCAACUCAACAAACGCUCAAAAGUAUGCGCUGUCCUGCAUCGCGAGACUUGACCAUGCUAUCAUCAUCGCAGGGGCUCCGGGGGAAGGCCGACUGGAUUUCACCAUUGAUCUUAUUGCAGAAGUCCAGUCUAAAUGCUUUCGGUCUCCCGGAGCUGGUGAGAUGUUGGUUCCCGUUCCAGUGACCACUCCACAUUCUCCGACUCUCCCGCUUACUGCGCUGAGGACUUAUUCGGAAGCUGUGCCGCGCUUAGAUGUACCCCCAUCUCUAACAUCUUUUGCCACGUCAUUGUCGAGACGACCCUUCGUCCUGCCUGGUUAUAUUUGCGACUGGCCUGCCAUGAAUGAGCACCCAUGGCGAUCUCUGGACUAUUUGCGAGCGGUAACUGGACCUGGGCGGGUAGUUCCAGUGGAAAUUGGUCGGGAUUAUACAGAAGCAGAUUGGACACAGAAGAUGAUGCCUUGGGAUGAGUUCCUGGACUCUUUGGGUCGUGAUUCAAAUCAGGAGCAACGGCCGACGCUGUACCUGGCUCAGCACAAUCUCCUCAAGCAGUUUCCUGCUCUCAGAGAUGACAUGAUGCCUCCGGAUUAUGUAUAUACCUCUCCAUCUCCAACGGAGGAUUUUCCGACAUAUACACCACCGGCGAACGAGGACCAAUUAGUCCUGAAUACGUGGUUAGGACCCGCGGGCACCAUCUCUCCCGCGCAUACGGAUCCGUUCUUCAACUUCUUCGCGCAAGUUGUAGGACGAAAAACCGUCUGGCUAGCUCCUCCAAGCACGACUCCGUCCAUGUACCCUUACCCUCCUCCCUCAGUCUCCUCCAACCAAGCGCGCAACCCGGCUGCGAACAGCACAGAUCCAUCGAUGGGCAACACAUCUCGCGUAGAUGUCUUCUCAGACACUGCAGCCAACCAUGGUGAUUACCCGCUCUUCUGGGACAACACCGUCCCCCAGGCAAUGGCGGUGACACUCGAACCCGGAGAACUACUUUUUUUCCCUCCUGGAUGGUGGCAUGCCAUGCGCAGUGAAGACACCAGCUUCUCAGUGUCGAUGUGGUUUUAG
This is a messenger RNA of Sparassis crispa, 1344 nucleotides long. Its product is annotated as Clavaminate synthase-like protein. The coding region runs from base 1 to 1344 and encodes 447 amino acids. Gene Ontology annotation, molecular function: 2-oxoglutarate-dependent dioxygenase activity. NCBI's taxonomy places the organism in Eukaryota, Fungi, Basidiomycota, Agaricomycetes, Polyporales, Sparassidaceae. The record is from RefSeq and is a predicted model, not a curated record. The transcript has 4 exons.